AUGUUGUCUAACAAGGCCCAGGCUUUGACCUUGACAAUUCCAACAAAUACCAAGCACUCACGAGAUGAAGAUGAAGAGAGGGAAAUGCUAAGAAAAGAAAGGAAGAGGUUGAAGCGAGCUGAAGAAUUUGAAAAGAUCAUUUCAGAUAGUCUAGUACUCGAUCACCAUGCUGUCCAAGAGCAAAGUGAUAUUCAAGUUCAAGGGCAGCCUGAUAGCUCACAACCUGAAGAAUGUUUGCAGCUCCAGACUAUACACACAACUUGUUCAGGCAGACCAGUUCGCUUACCAAGACAAUAUGUUGAUUUUUUACCACCAACCGUCACUCAAAGAAGACAAGACACUCAAACCAACUAUAUGCACCCCUCUCCUCACACAUCUGAACACCAAAUUCCACAUUCCCAAAGUCCCCAAGGUCUUAAAUCUAGUGAGGACAUGGAUGAAAUUCCCUCAGAGAAUAUUGAGAUGAAACCAGAUUCAUUGAGUCUGUAUCGUAUAUACUUGGGUCAGCCAUCCUCAACCCCAGAAAGUGGCAUGUCACUGGACGCUAUAUGUGAUGCUCCAAACCUCAAAGCAGACAUGACAGAAUAA
Serpula lacrymans var. lacrymans S7.9 is the source of this 588-nucleotide messenger RNA. RefSeq lists its product as uncharacterized. NCBI's taxonomy places the organism in Eukaryota, Fungi, Basidiomycota, Agaricomycetes, Boletales, Serpulaceae. The record is from RefSeq and is a predicted model, not a curated record. Bases 1 to 588 code for a protein of 195 amino acids. The transcript is spliced from 2 exons.